AUGAGUUUCCGACCUGCGCUUUCAAUCGAAGUUUCUAAGCCUGACGAUAUCACUGCUCAGUUCGACUCUAUCUCCUACUCUAAGUACAAAGUGGACAAGAGUCCCAAUCCAGUUCAGGCUCCAUUUGGGAGUGGUGAUCUCCUCAACUCUAACUACACAACACAACACCUGUUAUCAGUUUCAGCACUUGCUAACAAACAAAUGUCAACUGAUCUCACUCUCUCUUUCAACAGACGCGCUAAAAACAACACUGCUAAAAGAGAAGAUAAGACGUGGGAGAGAGAAGAGAGAUUAAGACAGAGUAUAAACGAGAGUGAGAAGAAGGCGGGCUGGAGUCACGUGACUGCCAUGCAUUGUAUAGUUCUACCUGAGCACGUGCCGCCGGGUUACUGUUCUCCUCUUCUAACUCACCUCGCCCUCAAGUGGCAGGACAGGUGUAUGGAAGUAAGGGAAGCCUCGCAGGCUCUGUUUCUACGGGAGUUACGCAGGAUAGGCUUCACUGGAAGACAACAGCUAGUGAACCAGUGGUAUCCUUAUAUUGUGAGGAAACGAGACAUCAACCCGCCUGAACCACUGGAGAAAGUGUACACUAUGGACCUGCCUCUGAUCCCUGAAUAUUUCGCAAAGUUUAUAAACCGGCCCGAAAAGAGUAGGAGUAGUGUGUCGGUAGAAGACGAGGAUCUACCAGCAGACUCUUACCCAGUCUCAGUUAUUAUUCUGGGGGUUAUUGUGUCAGAGUUCCCCGACGAGGUGGAGGUCACCAGUGUCAGGAAUCACGUUACUUCACAAGAACGCAGAGAUGUUAUCAGAUCUAGUUUCCUGCUGACGCACGACAUGUUGCGAGGAGUUGCAGCUCACCUCUUCUCACAGCUCAUUAAACCCCCCUCCCAGCUUCCCCUCCACUCCCCCAUUAGGAGGGCUUCUGUAGAUCUCAUAGGUAGAGGGUUCGGCGUGUGGUGCGAGUUUGUGAACUUAACAGCAGUUGUAAUGACAUUGCUGGAGUUGCAGACUGAUCCUCUGGUUCCUAUUGAGGUUAAGAAAGCAAUCGCUCAGAGUGGCAACAUACCUGGCACAGGAAACAAGGAGUGUCUAGCAGCGGCGGCCACCGUGAGGGCAGCUUACCAGGCCAGCAUUCUCAUAGCUAACAAUAGACCUCAGCAGACUGUCACCGCCCUUUCCAAAGAAAUAAUGACUUUUAAGUGCGACGUUGAGGCUGGUUUGUCUAUACAGUCCUUGUCUGUGUUCCCUUCAUCUUAUCACACUGUGUUAGACAAAGGGAGAUAUCCUAUAUAUUUACUGGUUCAGAAUAUAAUAGAGAAGACGAAGGUACGCGACCUGGCUGCGAUAAUAGUGAAGAUAGUGGAGAUAAUGCUGUUCUGCAUCGACACCGAUCAGUUUAAGACCAGAACCUUAUCUGAACUCGUACCGUCCCUUACUAAGAACGUUCUGAUAGAUUACUGUGCGGCUACACAACAAGUAGUAGUCGGUUCUGCGGAGGGGCUUGUGCACGUGUUCGAUGUUAAGAACACCAAGUGUACGCCGCUCCACGCUCACAACGCACCCACCAGCGCCGUAUCCCUGGCAACCAACGGGCGUACCUUGGUGACAUUCAGUGAGAACGAGGGACGUGUCUCUAUUUGGCAGAGUAGUUCGGGGCUACUGUCCCUCAUGUCUCCAGGUCCUCUAAAACUAGUGCGAGUAGUGGACGCUCUACCUCCCCUCUCCAGCAACCAUUCCUCUAAAUCUCCCCUCUUUAAAUGGGAAGCUACUAAACUUGUCUCUUUAUACCUCAGUGACGGUACUAAGAAAUCUUUCGCUGUGUAAUAUUUUUGAUCACCAGGUUUCCUGAUUUUAAUCUCUUUGAAAGAUUCAAAGCCUCUUGUCUAUGUUGGGGUAUCUUCUUUUCACUUUUAUGUAAAUUUUUAGAUAAAUAUGACGCCAUUGAUUGGCCGCCAGUCAGUGUUUCUAUGGUUACGAUUUAUUUGGAACUUAUGGUUUUAAGUAUUUUGUAGUACGCAGCUCUACCCUAUUUUAAUUGCAAGAAGCAAUACAGUAAAACUCCCAAUAAACCGUUUAUUGCACGUAAUUACCGUAAAAUAUACGUUCUGAAGUGCGUUGGGUUUCUAGGAUAGAGCAACGUUCUGCAAAACGAAUUUAAGUUUCGUAAGAUUGAUUUAAAUGUUACCGCAUAAUUUAUUUGGUCUACAGGAUUCUAAUGAUUGAAUUGGUUAAUGAUAUCACUUAUGGUUUCUUGUAUGAGUUUGUUUAUAAUUGACGUUAUUUUCGAUUGUGAUUUUGUAAAAAACCGCUUUUUCAUUUUCCAUUUAAUUACGAUAAUCACAACUAAUCCGCAAAGUUUGGGUACAAAAACUUUGUCACACGUUGCAGACCUGCCGCGCACGUGUGCGCAGCUUUAUC
Molecule: messenger RNA, 2418 nt
Organism: Bolinopsis microptera
Lineage: Eukaryota; Metazoa; Ctenophora; Tentaculata; Lobata; Bolinopsidae
Product: WD repeat-containing protein 7-like
Exons: 9
Coding region: 1-1824 (607 amino acids)
Cellular component (GO): cytoplasm
Molecular function (GO): protein binding
Source: RefSeq, a predicted model, not a curated record